AUGCGCAUGCAAGCGCUGCGCGCUCUAGGCUCUGUGCUUUGCAGCCUGCAGAGAGGCUAUGAGGCUGAGCAGCUGCACAGAGCAGCUCUGCGGGAGCUUGAGGAAGGCGAUGUUUCAACAAGCAGCACAGCAGUGGCAAUUUGUAAGCAGGGCCUGGCAGAGGCGAUAAUGGCCGAGAGGCCUCGCUGGCGGCGGAAGGAAGAUGCAGCAGAGGCAGAAAACUUGCUGAGAGAGGCGCUGGCAACUUUCCAACAGGCGCCCAUGGAGCCCUCCCUAAUUGCCGACCUGCAUGCGGUGCUGGCAAUAUCGCUGCGCGUGCAAAUUAGAUUUGAAGAGGCAGUUCUGGUGCUGGAGGAAGCUUGCUCAGCGCUGGAGAAGAUCCCAGAUGCUUUUGGUGAGCUGCAGAGGGAUGUACGAGCUGAGCAGUUCAUGGGAAGUGCACUGGAAAACUGGGAACAUGUUGAACAUGUACCCUCCAAAAUGGAUCCUUUUGGCUUUAUUGACGCCAGAGCCUUUCUGGUGAAGAACCUGUUCCACCAGGGAAAGCAGGACGAGGGCAGACAGGUGCUGAGGAAGCUACAGGAAGAUGUGGUGGCAGACAGCAGAAGGCCAUAUGCUGAGAAGGCUCGGUGGUCGGCCAUUGACCGAAUAAUCAGCGUAGGACUCAAAGCAGAGUCUUUUGAGAUGUGCCACAUGGUGAUGCAGCAUCUGCAGCACCCGCAGAACCAAUGGGCGUACCACAAGCUUGGAGAGUGCUACGCAGAGCUGGGCAUGGCUCUUUUCGAGUUGGAUCACGAAGAAGAAGCAUGUGCGGCCUUGCGGCGAGGAAUGGAGUUCUUGCCUCUGGCUGGAGACACUGAUUGGGAUGUCAUGCUGCUCUGCCUGAAUGGCUGCUCGGCAGUUUUUUCUCUGGACGAAGCAAGGCAAGAGGAGGCAGAGCAGAUGAUGUACGAGGGACUCCGCCUGAUAAGCGAAGGGUACACAUCCAAGAAUUUCUAUGCUAAAAACAGAUGGCGGGACAGCCUCGUGAGGCUCUUCUUCAAGCAGGGAAAUCAUAUGAAGGCUGCUGAGCUGCUGAGGGACGUUGUGCAAGAGCAGAAGAGGUCCCCUCAGCCCAACGGCUCAGAGGUCUGGCAGUACAGGCUGGGGGAGGCGCUGCAUCUAGCAGGGGAUUACGAAGAGGAGGAAAAGGUCCUGUGGGAUGCAGCAAAAUCACUAGCAUCCCUGCAGGAAGUUGGUGAAGACAGCGAGGCGCACAUUGUGCUCCUUGGAGAUGUGUAUCAUGCCAUUGCCGGCCUCGUAUGCGCGCGAGGGAAGCUGGAGGAAGCUACGGAGCUGCUGCGAAACGCUGUCAUUGUCACUCAUGCAAAACUGGGAAUGGAUCAUGACAUGAGCAAGAUACUGCAGGAUAGGCUCGCGGAAGUCAUGUAUGUCAAGCUUCAGGGGUGCGGCGGCUUUGACCCGGACUUCAAUUUCUACAGGGAGCACCCUGUCAGAUAG
This is a messenger RNA of Coccomyxa subellipsoidea C-169, 1500 nucleotides long. RefSeq lists its product as hypothetical. Bases 1 to 1500 code for a protein of 499 amino acids. The transcript is spliced from 10 exons. The record is from RefSeq and is a predicted model, not a curated record. Lineage: Eukaryota; Viridiplantae; Chlorophyta; Trebouxiophyceae; Coccomyxaceae. Gene Ontology annotation, molecular function: protein binding.